Molecule: messenger RNA, 7107 nt
Organism: Rhineura floridana
Lineage: Eukaryota; Metazoa; Chordata; Lepidosauria; Squamata; Rhineuridae
Gene: PRELP
Product: proline and arginine rich end leucine rich repeat protein
Exons: 3
Coding region: 231-1337 (368 amino acids)
Cellular component (GO): extracellular exosome
Molecular function (GO): protein binding; heparin binding
Source: RefSeq, a predicted model, not a curated record
AGAGAAAGAUGUUAUUGUUGUGACGUUCUCCUCCUCCCCUCAUUCCCACCCACCCUCUCGGAGAGAAUCUCUGAGGAACGGAACCAGAGAAAACACACACAGCUUGGAGGAGGGUCAUUUGUAUCAGAACCGGACUGGAGUGAGGAGGAAGAGGGGGAGGAAGAGUCCUGGAAGUUAAAAUACACACAGGCAGGAGGAAGGUCAGGUGGAAACAGAUAACUAUUUAGGCCAUGAAGGGGCUUGCCAGACUGAUGUUCCCACUCCUUCUCGUGCUGAUCUGUGAGGUGAAUGGCCAGAGGCGCAAGCCUGGAAGAAAGCAAGCUACUCCUCCACCCUCUGAACCAGCUGAGCCAACAGAGUUGCCUCCACCACUGCCACCAGGACCCCCCUCAAUUUUCCCAGACUGCCCUAGAGAAUGUUUCUGCCCUUCAGAUUUCCCUUCAGCUCUUUACUGUGACAGCCGGAAUCUGAGAAAAGUGCCCUUCAUCCCAUCCAGGAUCCAUUAUGUCUACUUACAGAACAACUUCAUUGAUGACCUUCCUGAGGAGUCCUUCAAGAAUGCCACAGAGCUGAGAUGGAUCAACCUGGAUAACAACCGCAUCACAAAGGUGAACAAGAGGGUGCUGGAGAAGCUGGAUAACCUUGCCUUCCUGUACAUGGAGAAGAAUCAUCUUAAGGAAGUACCCAACAAUUUGCCUCCCAAUCUGGAGCAACUUCGGCUAAGCAGGAACCGAAUCUCCAAGAUCCCUGCUGGUGUAUUCAACAACCUAAAUCACCUCAUCCUCUUGGAUCUUCAUCACAAUGAGCUGAAUGAUGGAAACUUCAAUAAAAAUACUUUCAAGGGGCUCAAGAACCUCAUGCAGCUCAACUUAGCUCACAACAGGCUACACAAAAUGCCACCUGCAGUUCCCAAUGCCAUCCACCAACUCUACCUAGAUAAGAAUCAAAUUGAAGACAUCCCCAACAACUACUUCAAAGAUUUCCCCAACUUGGCUUUCAUCAGGCUUAACUACAAUAAGCUCUCCAACAAAGGGCUGCCCAAGAAUUCUUUCAACCUCACUAACUUGUUGGUCUUGCACUUGGCAUACAACAACCUCACCAACAUCCCCGACAUCAGCCCCAAGCUAGAGCACCUCUACUUGAACAACAAUUCAAUUGAAAAAAUCAACGGGACCCAGAUUUGCCCCACUUCUGUGAUCGCUUUCCAGGAGCCCUCCUCAGAUUUUGAAAAUGUGCCCCACCUUCGCUAUCUGCGCCUGGAUGGCAACCAGCUGAAGCCACCAAUCCCCUUGGACCUGAUGAUGUGUUUCCGACUCUUGCAGUCUGUUGUAUUUUAAGCCUUGCAGCAAUCGCCACUCCUCUGGGACUUUGGCUUUCUGCAGUGACUUGAUUUCAGUCUAUGUUAGACAUGGGGACUCUAUCUUAUCACCUCUACCCUGACCUUGCUGCCCCACUGCCUUCUCUUUGCUGCUCCGUUCUGCUGCCUCCUCCUCCUCCUCCUCCUCCUCCUCCUCCUUCUGCUGCAGGAAGCUCUGCAGGUCUUGUUUUAAACAGCAUCUUAUGGAGUCUCCUAGGAGUGUUGCACACGUUCCUCUUAGUUAUGUGUAGUAUCCACAAAACUGCCAUGAGUUACGGUAAUAUCGGCCUCUUAUAUACUGCUCCAUAAUUUAUAUAAAAAAGAGAGAAGGGAACAUACCCAGACGCAUCUAGUGCAUGGUAUUUGUGUGGUAAUCUUUGCUGUCUGAAGUCUUCAGAGUUAUCUGCACCCACCCACCUCCAACCAACAACAUCAAGCUUAUAAAAGCAGUUAGAUUUGUCAUACUUCUCAGGAGAGAAAACAUAUUCAGUCAUUUAAAUAAGUAAAAUGUUAAAGUGCCAUUUGUCUAAUAAUGAUGCUGAAUGAAGAAAAAAAGAAUAUUCAAAUUUAUUUAUAGGUGAUUGGCAAUCAUAGAUACUGUGUUAAUAGUUACACCACAUGGUAAUAUAUGCAUAAAGUGCAUAGCAGAUUGUAUACUGUGGGGCCAUGUGAGGUACAAUGAAGAGUGAUAGAAGACUGAUAUUUCUCCUGUUUGCACUCUUAUGGGAUGGUACAGGUGAUGCAGCAACAUAACAUGGAAACAUAGUGAGUGACCAAAUACUGUAUAAUGUGAGCUUCAGGAUCUGGGCAAUGGCACUUUUAACAGCACCAUUUUAAAAGAAUAAUUGCUCAUUCUGUUCCCCAUUGUCGAAAUCCCCAUGGUUUUGCUGCUGUGACUCAAGUGCAGUAUUAGAAACAAAUUGCCACAAGAUAGAAUAGUGUACCAGGAGAGGAUGAUCCCAUUGUCGUGAUGAUUUUAAGGAUAUAACCACACCUGCUGGGUUGUGUGCGUGUGUAUUUUGUGUUGUUGUUUUUUGUAUAAUAUGCCCAGGCCCCAGACCGUAUCAUGAAUUGCUGAUGCAAUCUGUACCUCAUCAGGGGUUAGGCUGCUUAUCAAAGCUCUAUUUUGCUUCACUAAAUAAGUACUCACAUUCGCAUAACAUUCCUUGCAAUGUCUGAACAGAUGUCACAAAGGAAAUUGCUCCCCAUUAUUUAGGCAAUGCCUCCCUUGAAGCUCUCAAGCAUAAUGUUGCUUCCCCCUCCAAUAAACCUACUCAAGAGAAGGAACAACAGCAUGCCAAAAUAUAUCUGAGAGCAGCCGUGGGAAUGUACAACUGAGCUGGCAUGAUACUCUCUUGGACUAGAAAGAAUCAAGAGAUAUUGUUGCAUUUGAAACCAUCAAGAGAUAUUAGCAGUCCCAUAUGGAUGGGUAGAAAUACCCCUCCAUUGUUGGGAGGUACAGCAGGGUGCACCUUAAUCAGCACAAUCAAUUUGCUUUGUCCUUCAUAAUCCCCUUUUCCUUCCUUUGCUGUUCUGUGUGUGCUUUGUUCUGUGUGUGCACAAGAAUAAGCAUGUUCAAUGAUACUUUUUCACACAGCACAUUGCUCAACUAUGCUACAACAAGGUGUAAUGAUAGCCACUAACCUGGGCAGUCUUCAAAGGAAAUUAGACAAAUUCAUGGAGGGAGCAAACUAUCGAUGGCUACUAGUCAUGAUGGCUUUAUUACCUCUUAGCAGUUGUUGGGAAUCAUGAGUAGGAGAUGGUUGUUGCACUCACACCUUGCUGGGGGUUAAUGAUAGACAGACUCAUUAAAGUCCAGUCCACCUCAGUUCUCAGAGGGUCCAUCCCAUUCCAUUUCCAGGCAGAUUUUUAAUGGGAAAUCCUUAAAAAUCCACCUGGAAACACACACUCUUUAAAAAAAGUGCUUAAGAAGUGAUCUGAGGACUGUGCAAUGUCUCCAUUACAGCCCCUCCUCCAGUUUUACUUUAAAAUUUCUAAAAUAGGGUACCUGAAUGGUUAGCAUGUUGGGCUUCUUGUCACUACACGCUUUGAACGGACAUAUACCAAGUCCCCCUGGGAGCGACGGGACAAUGAUGCUCCAUUGCUCUUAGGGGGAAUUACAUGGAAAAAAUAGGACUGCCCCAUGUAAGCACUUAUCCUCCUUGGUCCUUUUUACUGCUGCUUUGCAGUAGCUUUGGCUUCACUUGUCAUCUGAACUGGGAUUCAUGGUUAAGCUUUCUCCUCUCCAACCACAAUCUGUAGCCAAGGUCUGUUAUCCAUCCUAUUUCAUGAAGUAAGGUUAAGUAAUAGGUGCAACACAAGGAUUUGAGCUUAAGCUGCCGAGACCCAGUAUUCUCAUCAGCAGGCCCUACUAAUAAGCUGAAGGUUAGAUGUUGCCCUCUUUUGCUCAUGCAAUCCAGGGCAGCUUCUGGCUUAAUAGUCUUCAUGGACUUCCCAUAUGGAAAUAUUGCAUGAGGAUUAGUCAUUUACGUGACUUUUCCAGUGCUGUGUCAAUGAACAGACCUUAAUUUGAAAAAUCUAGCAUUCUGUUCAGAGAUCCAAUCAAGAAAUACUACAGCCCCCAGGUAACAUUUUAAUGUGGAGGUGCUUGCAUAAUUGUUUUAAAAUGUUAAUCAGUGGACAAAAAACAUUACAUCAGAAGGGGACCCCAGUGAAUUAACAGGGUGCAAGACUCUCCUAUUCCGCUGACCUGUAUGAAUCACCUUCAGCACAAGGUGCAGUUCUCCUUCCCUAAUCACUUGACACCUCCAGAGCUACUUUUGCUCUUCUUGCAUCCAUGACUCAGGCUCAUUUUGAGCCUCAUGAUUUGCUGUGCCCCAGCAGCUGAGUUCCACACUGCAUGUUCUCUAAAUCCUUCUUUAUACCCAAACAAAUCUAUUGUUUAUUAUCUUUUUUGCAGCUUGGUGAAACAAAACUCUGUGGAGGUUCUUGAAAGAAAACUAGGGUCUAGACCUGUACAUAACUUCUUGAAUUGAGAUCCUUAAAUCCAUUUUCAUAUUUCAGCUCUUAAUUCCAGGAGUGUUAAUGAAUCUCCACUGACUCAGAAAUGCUGAGGAUUUGUUCACUAGCUGUUCUCGGGUUCUCUUCUUCACUUUGGAUUUGAACAUUUUGUUAUGCAUUUCCCACUCCCCUAAGCUGAAAGGCAAUGGCACAGGGUCUAGUUUCUUUUGAAUGAGAGAACACUGGAGAUGUUUGGUGCCUUUGUAAUAUCUGAAGUACAAAUAUACAAGCUGAGCAUAGUGGAAACAAACAGAGAUUUUUACAGCAGGCAGCAAAUUCACUAACACUGCCUUAGAUUCCCAGAGAGACUCCCUGCACUCCAAGGUGCUUCAUCUUCAACCAGCAAACAGCUCCAAAUUCUUCCUUUGUUUUCCUGAUCCUCUCUCACAAUUCAAACUGAAAACUGCCUGCAAGCUAAUUCACUAUUUCCCUUACUUCUGGCAUCUUCUCAAGCUUUGAUAUGUAUAAUAUUCCAAAGGCUAGAGAGAGACUUCCAGCUAUCAGGGAAACUUCCCAGUCUUUAAGAAUCAUAAAUAUUAUUUUGUUAAGGCCCUUGACAGCUCAGCAGUUGGACAUUCACAGUAAUCAAGAGGGCCUAGCUCAAAACGAUAGGCUUUUCCUUCCUGGUAAAAGCUAGCUAUACAGAUAAAAUCUCUUUGGGUCCAAAGUUCAUGGCCAUCCUGCUGCAAUUGAAAAUCUAAACAAGUGAAUGCAUGUGCCUUGCAAGUCCCCCUCUAAUUUGAUCAUUGAGAAAUAUCUCCUUCACAAAACCUGCCAUGAUUUUUCCUGUUGCUCCACAAAACCAGCAUGGAAGCACACCAUUCUAAAUGUAAAUGGAAAAUGGAAAUGGACUGCCUUCAAGUCGAUCCCGACUUAUGGCUACCCUAUAAAUAGAGUUUUCAUGGCAAGCGGUAUUCAGAGGGGGUUUACCACUGCCUCCCUCUGAGGCACCACAGCUGCACAAGCCAGCCCCUUCCUUGUCUGCAACUGCCAGCUGGGGGCAACUGGGCUCCUUGGGACUAUGCAGCUUGCCCACGGCUGCACAGGUGGCAGGGCACAUAACCCCCGAGCCACUCACUGUAGGGGUGAUCUUUAGCUGGCCCUUGACACCCAGGAGACACGAGCAGGGAUUUGACCUCACAGACUCUGGACUCCCAGCCAGGCUCUCCUCCCCACUGUGCUAUACCUGCUGCUAAAUGUAAAUGAAGCUGUGCAAUCAGCAACCUACACAAUCCUCUCUCUCUCUCUCUCUCUCUCUAUAUAUAUAUCAGUCUCUGCUCUUUUCCAAACCACUGCUUGGGUGGAACCUUAAUCCAAAAGCCCUGGAAGACAGGGGACUCUGGAUUUUUGCCCCUAAUGACCAAACAACCUCAGUCCAUUGGACACCCUUCUGGAUAAAACUCAGCAUAUCCCACUGGUACCCAUGUUGGGGUUGGGCAUGCUUGGGAAUCAUUUAUUUUAAUGGCAAUGCAGGCAUAAAACUUGCUUUUAAUUUAACCUAUCUAUCUAUCUAUGGGGCCUUGUUUGGCCAUCUGUUAUACCAGUAUAAACUAGCGUAACCCCAAUGAUAUUUGUUGAGUUACUCUGGAUUUAUGCUUGUAACACUUAGAAUAUGAUCUGCUGGUUUCUUUUUAUAUCCUAUUAAAUCUGUUGUGUAAGUUUGAACUUUGUUGGUGGGUGGGAUGGUAUGGGGCAAGAAACACUACCAAAAUAUUUUCCUCAUUCUAUCUUUCGUUUCUUCCAAUGCCAUUAGCAAGUGAUAAUGUUAGUCUCUAUGCCAUGGAAAGCUUCGCCUACUAUUUUCUGUUAAAAGGCAAAAAGCAGGCCAUUUUUCCCCUGAUCAGUUGGCAAUACUGUUUCAUACAAUCUAGACUACAAUGACCAUAUAUGUGUGCUCUGAUUUGUUUGCAGGGAGAUUAGAUGGUGUUGAGUAUUUAAUGAGCAUUCAUUCUGAUUUGUUUGCAGAGAGGUUAAAUGAUACUGUGCCAAAGCAAGUUUAUCCCACACUUUCCACUUCAUUUUCCUGUCAUUUUCCUUAUCACAAAAAGUCAGAUCUUUGGGGGAAGCGGGUUUGUCUUGUAAGACCUCCAAAUCAGCUUUAAUUAUGCAACCUGAAUUUGCUGGUCUGUGAGUGAAUCCCGCCCAAAAUAGCCACAGCCUGGCAGCACCCUAAUAAAGGGGUUCAGCAAUGAAUUGGUAAUGGAAGUCACUGGUCUGUGAACUUUCUAUAGACAAUAAGGAGAUUUUGCAGCUUUUUACUAGCCCUGUUUCCAUCUUCCGCCUUUGACAGCAGCCUGUCAUGCAGAUACUUACUUAGCCAGUAACGCUCCCCCAACCCUGCUACCCAAUACCAUAGCUUUAUCUCCAUACAAGGAGGUAAGAGAAGAAUCUCCACCUCCUUACAUUUCUACAUCUUGGCAUGCUGCUAAAGAUACAGUUUUUAACAACCAUAACAAUGUCACAUUUCUCCUUCGAAUUGUUAAAAAGCCUGUAUGAUCAUUCAUCUACCUUCUUGACAGGACAUUGAAAUCAAUCAAUCAAUUAAUUAAUUGUUUUCAGGUUCUUCUCUGCUCUCAUAGAUAGCUGUUUCCCAGUUGUGUGUCAAGGCAGCAUAUAGAAUAUUUGUCACACAAGAAACAAAUUAAGAGAGCUAAUUAAAACAAAAAGAAAAUUGCUAAUGAUGUUGUCAAACUGAUUUCGUUUCUUAUUAUGCCAUGAGUUUUGCCCGU